UACCAAAAAAAUUAAUAUUCAAGAAAAAAACAAGAAGCUAAUAAAUCAAGAUUUCAGAUCUAAUUAAGCAUUUUUGAAAACCAACAUUCCACCUCACUGCCAUCAUUUUCUUCUCCAUUCAUUCAUCUCCCUGAAGUUUUUUUUUUUUCUUCUCAAAAUUCUCAUAAUAAUGUGUUUGAUAGGUUUUUGAUUGGUUACAUGUUAGGUGUACUUUCUUGCUUUUUUUUUUCUUUCUAAAUCUAUAAAUGCCAUCAUUUAGAAACCAUUACAAGACAAACCCCAGUUCAAAUAUUCAAUUCUUGAACUUUACCUACACUUGGAGUAAUUAAUCUCCAUGUUAAAUAUCCAAAAAGAGAUCUUGAUUGUUGUUUCAAAUCAUUUUUCCCAUGUGGGGUUAUAAAGAUUUGUGUGAUAAUGAGAUCUAAGGUAUAAAGAUCCCAUAUUUCUUGGAUUUGGAGCUCAAAGUUAGCAUUUUUUUUGUUGAACUCCAAAGUCUUUUUUGUAAUGGUUAAAUCAUCUAUGAACAGAAUGCUAGCAGGAAAUGGUUUGUUUUAUCCAAUUAUUGGGUUUGCAUCAUUUAUUGCUUUUCUUUAUUUGUCAUUUGGAGACUUAUGGGUAAAUUAUAGCAAAGAAAUAAACCUUAGUUUUGUUGAGAGAAAUGGAACUCAGUUCAUUGUUGAUGGUAAAGCUUUUUAUAUUAAUGGAUGGAAUUCUUACUGGUUAAUGGACCAUGCUGCUGAUUAUACUACUCGACCAAGGAUUAGAACAAUGCUUCAAGCUGGUGCAAAAAUGGGACUCACUGUUUGUAGAACUUGGGCUUUUAAUGAUGGUGGUUACAAUGCUUUGCAGAUUUCACCUGGAAAAUUUGAUGAGAAAGUGUUCAGGGCGUUAGAUCAUGUUAUUGCAGAAGCCCGAAGAAAUGGAAUCAGGUUGAUACUCAGCUUGGUUAACAAUCUGCAAGCAUAUGGUGGGAAGACUCAGUAUGUAAAGUGGGCGUGGGAAGAAGGUGUUGCUUUAAGCUCUUCCAAUGAUUCGUUCUUUUACGAUCCAUCCAUCCGCCGUUAUUUUAAAAGUUAUGUCAAGACAGUUCUAACAAGGAGGAACAUAUACACUGGUAUAGAGUAUAGGGAUGAUCCGACCAUCUUUGCGUGGGAGCUAAUUAAUGAACCUCGCUGCAUGACCGAUCCUUCUGGUGACACACUCCAGGACUGGAUAGAAGAGAUGUCCACAUUUGUGAAAUCAAUUGACAGGAAACAUCUGCUAACAGUGGGUCUUGAAGGAUUCUAUGGUCCUAAAAGUCCGAAAAGGACAACUGCCAAUCCAGAAGUUUGGGCUGCUGAUCUUGGAUCCGAUUUUGUCCGCAACUCUAUACUUUCAACUGUUGAUUUUGCCUCCGUGCAUGUCUACCCAGACCAUUGGUUCAAACACAAAAACUUUGAAGAAAUGUUGAAAUUCGCGGCCAAAUGGAUGCUUUCUCACAUUGAAGAUGGUGACAGAGAACUAAAAAAGCCCGUCUUGUUCACUGAAUUUGGUUUGUCAAAUGAUAACGAGGAUUUUGAACCAGCACAACGGGAUAGAUUCCUCAAAAUGGUUCUUGAUGUCAUAUACAAGUCUUCAAAAAGGAACAGGUCUGGGGCAGGAUCAUUCUUCUGGCAAUUCCUUGUUGAAAGAAUGGAACGGUUCAAUGACGAAUAUGGAAUUGUUCCAUGGGAGAGUCCAUCAACAUAUCGAUUAAUUACAGAACAGUCGUGCAAGCUGGCGAAAGUUCAUGGAUUACUUCCUACACAAAUCGAGCAUUUAAAGAAUUUUUGUGCCCCGAGGAACUAAUACACAUUUUGAUUUUGGAAAAGAAACUUUACAUAUUACGAUAUCAUUUCAGCAUUUUUUUUCUUUGUGAAAUUCGUUUUAAAGGAAGAAGUGUAGGACAUAGGUUUACUCCUUGUAAUUCUCACGUUAUAGAUGUGUACAAUUUUCAUCAAAUGAAACAUAUGCAGAUUAUUCCUCUCA
Messenger RNA from Lycium barbarum (goji berry), 2007 nucleotides. RefSeq names its product mannan endo-1,4-beta-mannosidase 2-like. The transcript has 5 exons. The record is from RefSeq and is a predicted model, not a curated record. NCBI's taxonomy places the organism in Eukaryota, Viridiplantae, Streptophyta, Magnoliopsida, Solanales, Solanaceae. Bases 505 to 1827 code for a protein of 440 amino acids. Gene Ontology annotation, molecular function: hydrolase activity, hydrolyzing O-glycosyl compounds.